CCCGCAAGGUAUAAGAACAGGUUGGAAGACUCCGUAUCAGAUGUGCAAACAGAUUAACUUGAAACUUACCGGUUCCCAGCUUAACUGGGACCAGUAUCUAUUUAAACAUGCGUCUCCUACAUUAUGCCCUAUCCAUUGUUCCUCUUUGCGCCCCCGGAGUCCUUGCAGAGCUUCUGGGUCCAAGCUAUCCGGCCCCUCGCGACCUCACUAGUGACUCCAGUCGCGUUGCCGCGAGCUGGAAGAAGCUUCACGCUACGCUCAAAGCAAGCCUUAAUCCGCGAAAUGGCACCAGGGACAGUGAGGUAGCCCAACUGAAAGACCUGACCUUCUCCGCCGGCAUGUUCUCGAUCCAUGACCCAGCAGCCCACCAACUACAGAUUCACCAUACCAGCGCUGAAGUUGCCAAUUCCUCACUGGGAGUUAACAAAGUAGAUGGAGAUAGUAUUUAUCGCAUGGCGAGUGUCUCGAAACUCUUUACUGUGUUCGCGGGUUUGCUCGAAUUGGACAGCAAAGACUGGGACCGUCCGCUCACAGAUAUCUUGCCUGAGAUGGCAGACUUCAUCCGUGAGAAGUCUGGGGAUCUUCAACCUGUAUAUGACACGCAGUGGGAUAAAAUCACGCUCAGUGCAAUUGCAGGGCAAAUGGGCGGCAUCCCACGUGGGGGUGAGGAGGAGCUGUUGGCUUCGUAUGCCUUGGCCAGGGCUCAAGGGUCAAAUGAUACGGCGGAGACGAACCCCACCGUUUUGGGCCUCCCCCCACUGAACGAAAGCGAUCCAGAUCUUUGGCCAGCUUGCUGGGGUGAUAACCGGCCUUUCUGUGAUGAGGUACCCCUCGCGAAGGCAGAGGCGGACAAAGCUCCUGUCUUCCUUCCCUGGAGCAGCCCGCAAUACGCCAACAAUGGGUAUAUGUUGCUUGGUCUCGCCAUUGAGAACCUAACAGGGAAGACCAUCGAUCAAGUCUGGCAGGAGAGCAUAUUCGAUCCCCUGGAGAUGACCUCGUCUCUCUCUAACCCCCCAGCAGAGAACGACUCGAACCGCCCGCGCUCGGUUAUCGCUGGACCCAUCGAAGCUUUUGCGAUCAACGCUGGCUUUACAAGACCUUCCGGUGGACUACUAUCCACAAUCAAUGACCUUGCCAAGUUCGGCGUCGCCAUCCUGAACUCUACUCUCCUGCCCGCAGACCAGACCCGCAAGUGGAUCAAGCCCGGCACACAUACCGCAGAUCUCCGAUACUCGGUUGGCAAGCCAUGGGAGAUCUACCGCUACGUCCAUCCGGGCUCGGGAGUCGUGACAGAUAUUUACACGAAGCUUGGGGAUGCAGGCUUCUCCGGCGGUAUUUUUGUAGUCUUGCCAGACUUUGACGCGGGGUUCAGCGUCCUGGCCACGAGCUCUCUACCCACUCGAAGUGAGUCCAUGAUGCUCCUGAUUGAUUUGAUCAUCGACUCUGUUCUCCCUGCCCUGUUGGACCAGGCCGCCUUGGAAGCUCAACGAAAUUACGUCGGCACGUACAGGUCUUCCGUCGCUGGACUGAACUCAUCUUUGACCUUGUCGCUGAGCCCGCCCACGCGCUCCUCCCCCGGUCUGGUGGUCUCCUCAUGGAUCAGCAACGGUACCGACAUGACCUUAUUGUUGCAGGCAAUCCUCGGUGGGAAGGACACGAGAUUGGUCCCAACCAUUCAAUCAGCUGGCCAUGUAGCGUUUCACCCUUACACCCCGACAGUGGAAAAGAAGGUCGGAUCGCCGCAGAGACUCGUGUCGAGAUUAUACGACGUCAAUGAUCUGUACCUUAUAGACCCCACGAAUUAUGGCGGUAAGAGCCUGUCACUGCUUGUGGUUGACGUCAACGAGGAUGGCCGGGCGACGGCAGUGAACCCAGCAGCCUUCCGGGUCAAACUGGACAGACAGUGAAGGGGUGUAUAUGUGAGAAGAACCUGAAUAAGAUCACACAAAGGGAGAACAGGAAGGGGGCGGUAAUAGAAUGCGUAAGAG
Messenger RNA from Aspergillus alliaceus, 1988 nucleotides. RefSeq names its product serine hydrolase domain-containing protein. Lineage: Eukaryota; Fungi; Ascomycota; Eurotiomycetes; Eurotiales; Aspergillaceae. The record is from RefSeq and is a predicted model, not a curated record. The coding region runs from base 108 to 1907 and encodes 599 amino acids. The transcript has a single exon.